AUGCCUCCCAGAGCAUCUCUAACGCUGUCAGAAAUAGCCGCCCACAAGCGGAACAGCAAAACAAAGGCCAAGGCGAGUCAAGAAUCUGGUGGUGAAAAUCAAGGCGAUACAGAUAAACCAUUGCAACGGUUGUUGAAGAUAAAGGCCUUAGAGCGGAAAGUUUGGAAUGAGACAAUGGCCAACAGUCGUAAGCGCGCACCCACAAUUUAUGCGAUAUUGAAGGAUUGGAGUAGCGGCAACCCACCUUCAAAUGCGCAAGUCAAAUCAUUCAAUGCCUCCUCCCAUGUCAGUGUUUACAAGGCUCACCAAGCGACUCUCAACCGCAUCUUCAAUGGUAGUAUAAAGAAGUACCAUGCACUGAUGGCACGGCUUUACAAGGCAGUCAGUGCAAUCGAGAACUCGGCGUCCACUGCCUCAUCAAGCACUUGCGACUAUCAGCAUCCACUGCCUCAUCAAGCACUUGCGACUAUCUCGAUCUCGAUGCAAUGGUCGAAGAAUAAAUCAAGCUAUGAAUAUGGCACCGAGUCAGAAUAUGGCACCGAGUCAGUUGCUUCUCAGUUUGCUGAUAUUUUCUUUUCUUUUCACAUCUUUUGA
Molecule: messenger RNA, 594 nt
Organism: Suillus fuscotomentosus
Lineage: Eukaryota; Fungi; Basidiomycota; Agaricomycetes; Boletales; Suillaceae
Exons: 6
Coding region: 1-594 (197 amino acids)
Source: RefSeq, a predicted model, not a curated record